GAAAACGAAUCAACAUCUUCUUCAAGUCCUUGUCUGUUUGUCUCUGAUGCCCGUUUGUCUGAAGGGAAUUCCAGGUCUUCCCUGAGACAGUCACAACAGAAAAACAUAAGGUGAAUUUUCGCGGAAAAAGAAGAAAAAGAAUUUUCCGGUUAAUGAUCCUCAAAUAACCCCGAUGGGGCGACCUUCUCUGAUGAUUAUAGGAUGAUGGAAGGGUUGGAUAAUGUAAAUACAAGACUGAUCAGCUGUGGCAUCAUCUUCAUAUUCCUGUUCAUUCAAUCUAAUUUUGCACAAGAAGAAUCUAUUAGCAUACAGUGUUGUGCUGAUGCUACGUUUAAAGAACCACAUACCAAUAUCAGUUACAUAUCAGAUGAAAGUUGGUACCCUGACAAGAGAAGUUGCCAAGACACAGUCUGGAGUGGGCACGACAACCUGAAUAAAGCAAGAUUUUUUAAUGGAGGAUACAGCAGCAAAUGGUGUUACAGUUUGCCAACAAGGAGUGGUGUUGCCUACCUAAUUAGAGGAACAUUUCCUAUCAACAAUCUGGAGGCAUCUCCUCCAGACAUCUUUUUCAAUGUUUCGGUUGGUGUGACAGAAAUAGAGAGAGUGAAUUCUAUAGGUAAACCGAGGGUUGAGGGAAUAUUCAGAGCUACCAGUAACUACACUAACUUCUGCUUAGUAAAAGGCAAAGGGGCAGCAUACCUUUCGAAGCUGGAACUACGAUCUUCACAUCCAGAUUAUGUCAAAAGAAAUCCUUCAAGUGUACUCAAACUUGUAGACCGGGCAGAUACAGGAAACCUAGGAUCUGAAAUCAGGUAUCCAGUUGACCCAUAUGAUCGAAUCUGGAGAUCAGACUCAUAUCCUGAUUCAACAGCUAACUACAUAUCAUCAUCCACCACCUAUGUCAAUUUGACCGGUGUAAACAGUAUAUUGCCUCCUCUUGAAGUAUUGCAAACAGCUCUAACCCACCCCGAACGAUUAGAGUUUCAGUACAAAAACCUUGAUGCAGGGACAUAUAAUUACAAUCUCUACCUCCACUUUCUUGAGCUUGAUGACUCUGUUCAAGCUGGGCAAAGAGUGUUCGAUGUAUAUAUCAACAAUGAAAAAAGGCAAGCGGUUGACAUAUUGUCUGGUGGUUCGCGUUACUCUUCAGUUGCUUUGGACUUCACAACAAAUGGAGUCCUCAAUCUGACCUUGGUCAAAGCCUUAAAUUCUCAGUUUGGACCAAUCUGUAAUGCUUAUGAGAUUUUGCAGGAUUAUCCAAGAAAUGCAGAGACAGAUUUGGACGAAGUGGAUGCAAUUGCCAAAGUGAAGAAUGAGCUAUUUACCCACAAUGAAAAUAGUGAAUUGUUGAAAGCUUGGUCGGGAGACCCUUGUCUCCCUCUUCCAUGGCAUGGUUUGACUUGUGAACCUCUCAAUAGUGCAUCUGUUAUCACUAAAAUGGAUUUAUCCCUCAGCAGACUCGCAGGACCACUACCUCCCAGUAUCACUGAGCUGAUUUACCUGAAGGAAUUGAACUUGAGCAACAAUGGGUUCAGCGGCACAGUACCUCAGUUCCCAGCUUCAUCCAUGUUGACCUCACUGGAUGUUAGCCACAAUGAUCUCACAGGAAACAUUACAUGGUCAAUCACCGCAAUGCCCUAUUUGAAAACAUUAUAUUUUGGAUGCAAUCCUCACUUGAAUAAAAAUCUUCCUUCAAGCCUAAACAAAUCAAAUCUGACCACAGACAAAGGGAUGUGCAAUGCCCAUCUAUCCUCUCGUCCAGCUCAUGGAAUUGUCAUCGGCACAAUUGUAGGUGGAUCCUUGUUGGUUAUGACCAUUGUUGGAGUGUGUUUGUUCUGCUUGUGCAGAAACAAAAUGAAGGCACUGCAAAAGUUCGAUGCGAAAGGGCACAUGAUGUCAAAAAAUGCCGUCUACUCAGUAGCAAGCACAGAAACUUUCGCCAGAAAAUCAAUUUCUGUCCAGAAUUUCACACUGGAGUACAUAGAAACUGCAACACAAAGGUACCAAACUUUGAUAGGUGAAGGUGGAUUUGGACCAGUGUAUCGUGGCACUCUACCUGAUGGUCAAGAGGUGGCUGUGAAGGUCCGAUCAGCCACCUCAACCCAAGGAACCCGUGAAUUUGAAAAUGAGCUGAACUUGCUCUCAGCUAUUCGGCAUGAAAACUUGGUCCCACUGAUUGGCUAUUGUUGCGAGAAUGACCAACAAAUUCUUGUCUAUCCUUUCAUGUCUAACGGCUCACUACAAGAUCGCUUAUAUGGAGCAGCAGCAAAGCGCAAAACUCUGGAUUGGCCAACAAGACUUUCCAUUGCUUUAGGUGCUGCAAGAGGUUUAACAUAUCUUCACACCUUCUCGGAGCGCUGUGUUAUUCAUAGAGAUGUAAAAUCAAGUAAUAUACUACUGGAUCAUAGCAUGUGUGCAAAGGUUGCAGACUUUGGAUUCUCAAAAUAUGCACCUCAAGAAGGGGACAGUGCCACUUCCCUAGAAGUAAGGGGUACUGCUGGAUACCUGGAUCCCGAGUAUUAUUCGACGCAGCAUUUAUCUUCAAAAAGUGACGUCUUUAGCUUUGGGGUUGUUUUACUGGAAAUUGUAAGUGGCCGAGAACCUCUCAAUAUAAGCAGGCCGCAAAGUGAGUGGAGCUUGGUUGAAUGGGCAAAAUCUCAUAUAAGGAACUCAAAAGUCGAAGAAAUAGUAGACCCUAGCAUAAAGGGAGGCUACCAUGCUGAAGCAAUGUGGAGGGUCGUUGAGGUAGCUUUGGCAUGUAUUGAACCCUACGCGGCUUAUCGUCCAUGCAUGGCUGACAUUGUUCGUGAGCUUGAGGAUGCUUUCAUUAUAGAAAAUAAUGCAUCUGAAUAUAUGAAAUCCAUUGAGAGCUUUGGAGGAUCCAAUCGCUACUCUAUAGAGAGGCCAAUUGUUAUACCACCAACUCCAAUUCCAGCAGAAGCAUCCCCUAUUCUUUUGCAACCACCUCCUCCACAGCCACGAUAGACAUUUGAGUUAUUUGAGGUCAUUAAUUAGCAAACAGAAUCUGAUUAUGAAAUUAUUCAACUUAAUCAUCCUUUCAGUUUGGGUAACAUUGAGAGCAUGCCAACUGAUAUGUACACUAUUUGCAUUUUAUACCAGUUUCUACUAUUACAUGUGUAUAUACUAAAACAGUUGGUCUA
This is a messenger RNA of Sesamum indicum (sesame), 3161 nucleotides long. RefSeq names its product nodulation receptor kinase. NCBI's taxonomy places the organism in Eukaryota, Viridiplantae, Streptophyta, Magnoliopsida, Lamiales, Pedaliaceae. Gene Ontology annotation, biological process: protein phosphorylation. Gene Ontology annotation, molecular function: protein kinase activity; ATP binding; protein binding. The record is from RefSeq and is a predicted model, not a curated record.